Molecule: messenger RNA, 4637 nt
Organism: Ooceraea biroi (clonal raider ant)
Lineage: Eukaryota; Metazoa; Arthropoda; Insecta; Hymenoptera; Formicidae
Product: midnolin-A
Cellular component (GO): nucleus
Molecular function (GO): protein binding
Source: RefSeq, a predicted model, not a curated record
AGUCGUCGGCGGUUGCGGUAAGAAGGGGCAGGGGGGAGGGGCGAAGCGGACGAGAGGACACACGCGCGAGCGCGUAGUCGCGGUGUAGUCGCGGACCCGAGCGGUCUUGGUGUUUUGUCCUCGUUUCCACCGCCGACGUCGUCGCCGGGGAUUUCUCAGUCCCGUUCCAAGUGCCGUCGUCACCGCCACGCAGUGCUGAACCCGGUCGAUACCGAGGCAGGAUGGACGAUACCGCGGACCCGCCACGAGCGUCGGACGUGGGGACGAUGGGCAGCGAGACCGACGAGACUUCCUCCGCGUCGGACGUGCGGACGGUCGACGACGGGUCGAGCAGUGCCCCCGCCACCGCUGGCACCGUUCCCCCUACCGCCCUCGAUGAUGCCGCCGCGGCUGAUCCCAGGGUCGCUCCGGUAAGAGUCGCGUCUCCAGGAUCGUACGACCGUGUUCCCGCCGCUUCCUGUCCGCCGACGUUGCCACCGCUGUCGUCGGCGGUGACGCCGCAGCAGCAGCAGCAGCCGUUGCUGACGCCGCAGCCGGGGUGUGGCUGCGUCGCGACAGCGGCCAGCACGGCAGCCGACAAGGACGAGAUCACCGUGUGCAUCACGCCGACUACUGGUGGCCAGUUCGAAAUCACGGCGGACCGCAACGACACCGUCGAGAGCCUCAAGAAGAGCAUCUCGAAGAAGCUGAAGGUCGCCAAGGAGCGCAUCUGCUUGCUGCACCGCGAGAGGCAGUUACGCGAAGGAACGCUCGCGGAGAAUGGCCUGCAGAACGACAGCCGACUCACGCUCCUACCAAGCGUGGAAACCGGACUGCUGGCGCAACGGCCAGAGCAGAGCGUGAUGCAGGCCUUGGAGAGUCUCAAUGACUCACAGGUGAACGACUUCCUGUCCGGCAAGGCGCCACUAAACUUGACGAUGCGGCUUGGCGAUCACAUGAUGCUGAUCCAACUACAAUUGUCUACCGUAACCCCGGCUUCGCCGGCGGGCAGCCAGGCGAGUAAUUCCGCUAGCAGCAACGGCCACAGCAACGCCCUCGGUCUGCCCGUUGGAAGCAGCGCUGCGAGCGUAUCCAACUUGCCAGGCAGCCACGUUUCAUCCUCGCUGCAGACCAGAAGGUGCCUGACGGCCAGAUCACCGGGCAGCAUCGUGAAACCGCAGAACGCCGGCACGGCGGCUAGCAGGACGUCGCAUCUAAUCAACAGCCUGGCCAACGCCCUGCACGCCGCCGCCAGUUACAGCAGCAGCCUGCCCACUGCGAGUAUCACCACCACCACCACCACCAGCAGCAGCCCGGUCUGCUCCAGCCGCGUUAGCAUGUCGACUCCGUCGCCGGCCUCGACAACGCCGAUCGGCCCGACGCACUCCUCAUCGCCCUCGCCGUCGUUGUUUUCGUCGCCCAGUAACUCGAGUCAAUCGACACAGCAAUCCCCAUCCCGCAGCAGUCCGCACGGUGCCCCGUCUGCCAACAACAGCAGUGCAUGCCAGUCUUGCCCGCUCUAUCACCAUCACCAUCACCACCACAACCACCACCAUGGCCACCAUCACGGUCACCAUCAUCACCAUCACCAUCACCAUCAUCAUCACCAUUCGAGAAAUAAGUCCUGUUUACCUAACCCGACGGCCUCCUCGACUGCAGCGGCGGGUUCCUCCGUCCCGAUUCAGCAGGACCACAGCUCGUCGGAGUCUUACGACGUGACGCUGCCCAGGAAAAAGAUCUGCGCCGGCCACCACCAUCACAGUCAGCAGUCGUCAUCCCUAGCGGCUGACACUACGAGAAAUCAACGCGAUGAACCGACCCCGCAGAGCCCGGUCUGCUCCACGUCGCUGAUGAUGGAACAGUCACCGCCCAAGCCGGCCACCCUCGACACCCGAGCGCUCGCCGAAGCAUCCCGGAACCUUACGCAGAAGCUGAAGCAGCUCUCCUCUGAGGUACUCACCUCGCGGGUCGACCUCGCAGAGGAGAACGCGAGACGCAGACAAGGCGCGAUAAUAGAGAGCAUGCAUCACCACGGGAAGGGUGUGUAUUCUGGCACAUUCAGCGGCACUCUGAAUCCGGCGCUGCAAGACAGGCACGGCCGACCGAAGCGUGACAUCAGCACCAUCAUUCACAUUCUGAAUGACUUGCUGUGCGCCACGCCAGCUGCAUCCGCAGGUCACUAUAGGCAUCAUCAUCAUAGGCAUUCACACGCUCGCCAACAAUCCUCUUCGAUGUCCACAAUCUCUGCAGGUACCACAACCACGGCAAGUGGCUCCACUACAUCGAUCGGCUGCCACGAUUCCGCACCGGGAUACUCCAACGAGGAAUUGUCGAAGGAGAACGAGGCAACGAAGGGUAAGAUGCGUCGACUGCGCCUAGUCAUGGAGCAACGUCGCGCCAAGAGGAAAGCCAGACGACAGGCACGGGCGGCGCCGUACACGACGCAGUGGGCAGCGGUGACUCCCGCUGAUCCAAACCACGAACCGAACACGUCGACGACGACAUCGGGCACCCCGACUACCACUAAUAGCGCCGAGCCGCAGAGCGAGCCAGAGCUUCAGCCGUGCAGCCCGGAACCGGUCGUAGCUUAAAAACUACGUCACUAUCAGUCAAUUCUCGGCACAUGUAGUAUCCCACUAUAUCGUACACUAUAUCGUAUAUAGGAUAUAUUGUCUCUUUUGUCGCGUUUUCUUUCUCUUUUUUUCUUCUUUCUAUCUAUCUAUCGCACUGAUUUAUUCCGAAAAUGCUGGAAAUGCUCAUGUGUCCUAUCGCGUGAUGAUUACGUUUCUUGUUGUUUCGUACAACUCGUAUUUCUGAUCGGUACGCAACCAAACGCUACAGCAUCUCGAGCUCGUGUUGUCUCUCAAAAUGCAAGUACAGUGAUAGCCCAUAUUCUCGUACUGGUUAAUGUACCGCGCGCGGUCCAUAUCAUUACCGUGGAUUUACCAAGUUUCUCUCUGUGCAACGUAAAUGUCUCGCUUUCUCCGACAUUUACGUUACGCAAAUAGACGUAAUUCGUGGGAGCCGGCUGACAAAACGGUUCGCGAGACGCGGGGGGGUCGCUAUUAUUUUGCAGACUUUUAACGAAACGAUGAUCUCGCAGCGUUUGGCCAAACUCAGAUAUGAUCGUAGUUGACAAUAAUUAUACUCGGCAAAUGAAUCAGUGUGACAAUUUUACGCAUCUUACGAGUCUCCGCGCAUCGACGUUACGCGAGAGGAGGUAACGAUUUGACUCGUUUUGAGAGAGGGAGCAAAGCCUCCUGUUAAGGAAUCCUAUUAAAAGAAAACUUCCUGUUAGAAUUAAAACUCGCCGAUAAAGCCGCGUUUAAAAGGAAGCCUUGGGGAAAGGAAGGCAGGAUCGUGAUCGUUCUGUGUGCGAUUCCUAUAUGUACGAUAAUUGUUCUCUCGCUCUCCCUGUCGGGCACCCUAACCGAAGUUCUUAUAUAGCCCGCGAGUAGAGUCUUAAAUCACGCGCAUUGUACGGAUUGCAAAGCAAGACUGCCUCGAAAAGCAAUGACGAAGCUCUCGCGUCGAGUUUCUCCGACGAGGGAUCGUUAUCAGGUAGAGAUAAAAGAAACCACCCAUAACUCGCGCAAAUUUGCAUCUCGGGUUCCUCACGGACGCUGAUCGAUUCAAAUCGCGAUAUUUUCUGUUGGGCUGACCGGAAAGUCCGUACGGAUUUUUCCUAGCAAAAUAACCACAAACUUUAUUCUUAAUAUUAAGUAGUAUUGUAAUUGUAAAGUUUAUUUAUUACUUUAUUAUUAUAAUUUGAAUAUAGUAAUAAAGUAAUUCUUAGUAUCGAGAAUUAAUGCGAAGCUUUGCGUUUGAAUUUUGCUAGAAAAACAAUUUGCACGGCCUUUCUCGGCCGGUCAGCCCAACGAUAAAUAGCAAGUGCACUUUUCAACGUUUACUUUGCAAGACGUACCGCAAUAGUCGCGAUAUCUCGAUCUCGGAAAGCGAGGAAGGCAGGCGAGACGGCAGAAGAAAGUGAAAACGAAAGAUAUGAAAAUAAAAGAUUAUUUUUUGUGUUGUAUUCCGUAGGAAGAAUGAUCAGGACGAUGGAAGAAUUUGCAGAUUUUGUGUACGUGUAAUGUGCGCGCGCGCGCGCGCGCGUGUGUAUGUAAUGUGUGUGUGUAAGGUGAAGCGGAUCUGACACAAAAUAGUCAUAUCAGUUUUUGCGGAGUAUGCACGUUUUACGAUAUGAUGUACCUCCUGAACGGCGGUGAAUCAUGCCUGGAAGCUUGGCUCUUCUCUGUUUGGGAUCGCAGUAUAUAUAUAUAUAUAUAUAUAUUCUUAGAAGAGAGAAGGGAUUAAAAAAAUAAAGCAGGGAAGAUAAACUCGAGGGAGGCACACUGGACAAGAUUCUGCAGCUGUACAGUUACGCGAUUUGUAUCGCAUGGCAUGCUACGGCGCCACGAAUUCGUUGAGUUAACUAGAAGAACAAGAAAUAAUAGUGUCACACACAAUGCUACUAAUAGAAUACAGUAUAUUGCGUUCUAGAGUUACUUAGGAGAAUAAAAUAUUAUUACCAUUAUUACAUUAUUAUAUAUCGUUAGUACCGCUAUUACGAUUUUUGCAAAACUGGCUCAAUAUUGUAAUAUACGAUUAUCGGAACCUUUAUCGAGUACCAAAAUAAAUAAGAUUGCUUGCUAAGCUAA